AUGUUUUAUCAAUGUCUAUCUACAUCAACGACAAAUGUAAAAUCACAAGAUAAUAUUAACAUAGUAACAAGACAAGGAAGAAAUACAACUAAAUUAAGUUUUUGUUUAAUAUGUAAUGCUGAAGCACGUAUUAUUAAUUAUGGUGCACUUUCUUGUUAUUCAUGUAAAACAUUUUUUCGUCGUCAUAGUUUAAAUAUAAAAAAUAUGAAUCCAUGUCAAUAUGGAAAUCAAUGUAAGAUAACAGUACAAACACGAAAAUGUUGUUCAUCAUGUCGAUUAGCUAAAUGUUUUGCAAUGGGUAUGUCAAUAGAAUUUAUUCGAAAAGAAUAUCGAAGAUCAAAAUGUUCUUCAUCGAUUAAAUCAAAGUCACUUCUACCAAUCAUUUCAUUAAAUUUACUAAACCAUGAUCAAUCAUCUCUUAAUAAUUCUGAAUGGAAUUUAUUAUCAAAUGUAGUUCAUGCUUUUGAUAAAUUCAAUUUGAUUCAAUCAAUGCAUGAUAUAACUAAAUAUGUAGCUCUUGUUGAACCCACAAUUGAAAUUGAUAUAUCUCAAACAUUUAAUCUAUUUGCCUCUUUUUAUACGGCAGUACAAUCAUUCGUUAAUGUUACAGCUGAUUUUCGUAUAUUAACUGUGGCUGAACAACGUUCACUAUUUCAACGUAAUUUACAUGGUCUAUUUAAUCUUUAUAGUAUAUUAAUGUUACGUGAUGCCGGUAUAUUUAAUAAUAUGAGAAAUGAAAGUAUUAUUGCACCUUUAUAUGGACAAGAAAUUGUUCGUCGAGCAAAACGAAUUUCUAUGAGACUUGAUUUUGAUUUGACACUUAUUAAAAUGCUUCAUAUGAUUUUUGCUUUUUCUACAAAUUGUUACACAAUCAAUUAUAAUCCACAUAUGAAUAAUGAUGCUCUUCUUACAGGUACUUUUCGUUUACUUGGUAGUCAAGAUGUAUAUACGGAAAUAUUAUGGAAAUAUAUGAUAUAUCGAUAUGGUUAUGAAGAAACUAUUCUUCGUUUUACAGCACUUAUUAAAAUAAUUCUUGAUCAAAUUGUACUUUCAACAGAUACUUAUAUGAAUAAUCGACAUCAUCAAAUAAUUGUUGAUGAUUUAGUUGAACAAGCAAAACAUUCACUUAGUCUUAAUGAAAAAGAUUUUGUUCCAUUAUGGGGAAAAGAUUAUCAAUUAGACAAUUGA
Molecule: messenger RNA, 1188 nt
Organism: Rotaria sp. Silwood1
Lineage: Eukaryota; Metazoa; Rotifera; Eurotatoria; Philodinida; Philodinidae
Source: the annotation of a GenBank genome assembly